AUGCGCACCUCAACCGUCCUCACCCUCUUCUCCCUCAGCGCACUAUCUCUCAGCAAACCCCAAUACGUGGAUCAGCAAGCCGCCAACCCAGCCUACAUCGCCAGCUUUCCAUCCGACGACUGCACAGGCGUUCCCGGAGACGGCGGCAAAACCUUCAUCUUCGACGACACUAAACGCGGCAUAGGGUUCAAACCCACAGAAGGCUCGAAAUCGAUUGGUGUCAACCUCAACGGUGAGAUUGCAAGGGUCCGAUUCUUCGAAGCCGCCGACGACAAGGAUACGGGAUGCAGCAAGAAGAUCGGGACUUUUACGAGCAUUACUUAUGCGACCGACCCAGACUAUGCAAAGGAUCAGACGCAUCUUUCGAUUUGCUUGAAAGCGGAUAGUGAUCUUUAUAAGAGGAUUUGCGGGGUGCAGAAGGGCCAGAGUUCUGAUCAGCCCGCGGAGGUUGAGUUGAUUGGGAACGUGAUGUACGACGGCAUUGUGGAUCUGCGACAUAGGAGUGUUGAUGGUAGGGGUGGUUAUCGCGACCAAAAUGUUCUCAUUGCAAAGCUGGACUUUGUGUAG
Molecule: messenger RNA, 567 nt
Organism: Bacidia gigantensis
Lineage: Eukaryota; Fungi; Ascomycota; Lecanoromycetes; Lecanorales; Ramalinaceae
Exons: 2
Coding region: 1-567 (188 amino acids)
Source: RefSeq, a predicted model, not a curated record